Messenger RNA from Macrosteles quadrilineatus (aster leafhopper), 2346 nucleotides. RefSeq lists its product as uncharacterized. The coding region runs from base 11 to 847 and encodes 278 amino acids. Gene Ontology annotation, biological process: carbohydrate metabolic process. The transcript has 9 exons. NCBI's taxonomy places the organism in Eukaryota, Metazoa, Arthropoda, Insecta, Hemiptera, Cicadellidae. Gene Ontology annotation, molecular function: isomerase activity; carbohydrate binding. The record is from RefSeq and is a predicted model, not a curated record.
GCAUUUAAACAUGGCAGCUGCUACGAGUGUUGUGGUACUGGAUAGAGGCAAUAACACAACAUGCACUAUAAAUUUACACGGCGCAACCGUAGUGUCGUGGCGGGUGAACAAUCAAGAACAAUUAUUUGUAAGCAAACAGGCUUUGUUCGAUGGCAAGAAAGCUAUUCGAGGAGGCAUUCCCUUUGUGUUUCCCCAGUUCGGCCCGUGGAGUUUCGGUCCGCAGCACGGCUUCGCUCGCAUCAUGAGGUGGAACUUGGAGAAAGCUCCUGAGAGACUGACCAGUGGAGAUGUGGAAGCCAUCUUCUCUAUCAUGGACAACGAGUUCACACGCUCCAUGUGGAACUAUCCGUUCCGACUGACCUACAGACUGAUUUUACGUGAGAAAGAGCUGCAUUUCAACAUCGGAGUGUACAACCCCAGCAAGGACCUGACGUUCAGUUUCAACCUGUUGUUGCACACAUACUUCAAGGUACCAGACGUUCGACGGUGUCAGAUCACUGGACUCCAUGGCUGUACUUUUAUUGACAAGACCAGAGAAAACUCCAUGUACCAAGAGGGAAGGGAAGCAGUUACCAUAAACGAGUGGACAGACCGAAUCUACCAAAACACAGCACAGGAACACAUAAUAACCAAUGUCGUCUCUGGACGCAAAAUGAGGAUACAGAAAUACAACUUUCCAGAUACUGUGAUAUGGAACCCCUGGGUGGACCAGAGCAAGGAGCUCAGUGACUUUGGAGAUGAUGAGUUCCCCAACAUGGUGUGUGUGGAGGCUGGCCAUGUGUCCAGUCCAGUAGUGCUUCUGCCAGGAACUGCCUUCGAGGCCAGUCAAAUCCUCCAGGUGAUGUGAGUGGAGGGGAGUGGUGGAGUGAUAGGUGGAGGUAGGUUGGGAGGUAGUGUACGCCACACAGGUCCAGUGGCUGGAGACAAUCCUCCACCUCUACUGUAUAUGACUACAGCUGUUUGUCUGUCUAUAGGUGAUGUGAGUGGAGGGGAGUGGUGGAGUGAUAGGUGGAGGUAGGUUGGGAGGUAGUGUACGCCACACAGGUCCAGUGGCUGGAGACAAUCCUCCACCACUACUGCAGUAUCCUACAUCUUGGCACACCCUGUAUAUGACCAGUGCUCCUGUACAUCGACUACUGCUAGAGAAGACUACAGAUGAAACCUCCCAUCCUCCCUGCACUCAACAAUCAUGUGGGAUUUGCUCUCUGAACUUGUGAAUCGGACGUUGUUACUACUUUUGAACUGGUUUAUCUCAUUGUUGAGGUGUAAACAAAGCAAACAUAUGUCAAUGAAAAAUUACUCAUGUACCACUGAUUUUACUUAAGUUUUUAAAGUAAUAUUUUUUUAAAUCACUUUGCAACCUUUUGUCAGUUGUAUUCUGAAUAUUGUAAGUUCAUUUUGUGUAAAGGUUGUUUUUUUUAACUAAAACGUAAGAUAAAAGGUUGUCAAUUUCCUUGUCGAUUGUUAUUGUUAGCUUAAAACGCAUCACUUGGGGUCUUACUACCUCUUUGUGCCGCUCAAUUUUACGCCAAAGUGAAAAUAUUUAAUCACAUAAUCUUGAAGAAUAAUUAGGGUACUUAAAUUGUUGUUAAUGUUAGAUUAUUUUGAUUUGUUGUUUCUUUCUACGUCAGUAUAGCUACUGAAUUUUACAGAUUUUAGUUUUAAAUUUUGUUUGAUAGGUAGUGUAAUUUAAAGUUCGGUGUCUUUUCUAUUGCUAUGCUUACGUAAUGACAAUUUUUGUUCAAAAUAAUACUCUAACAAGAUUUUCCUACUUUAAGUAUUUGAAUUACUAGAAUAUUAUAAAUGGUGAAAUUAUAUUAUUAUUGGUAGGCUACUGCUUGGUUAUUUGACUCUUCACUCAAUAUGUUCCUCAUUGCGUUACGAUUGUUAAUUUUGAGAUAGUUUGAUAUUAUUUGUUAGAUUUUACAUGUUUUAAAUUCAUCGUUUCAUAGGUAUUUAAUUUUUGCACUUAAUGGUUUUUCUUAUGUUUUGUAGGUUUGUUGUUUAGAAGCCUCCAAGUAAGUGAAUUCACAUUUCUCUGUUUCAUUAUAAAUAUUACUUUUAUAAAAUCCAUAAAAUCCAGGAAAAUAUUGUUUAUCUAAACUCUCACAUCUGAGUUUAUAGUGUUAACAAAUAUUUGUUAAAAGUGCAAAAAAUACCAAUGAAAAAGACACAUCUAAAAUUCUGAAUUAUAGAGACUGCAAAUAUAAAACACGCAUAAACACUUUAUUACACGGUAAAGUUAUUAAAGUCAAAACUCUAUUAUUGAUUAAAUUGAUAUCAAGUUUACAAACUUCCUAACAAAAAUUUUUCCAAACAUUUAGACAACAAAAUGUUUUAGACUUU